Molecule: messenger RNA, 1557 nt
Organism: Pelobates fuscus (common spadefoot toad)
Lineage: Eukaryota; Metazoa; Chordata; Amphibia; Anura; Pelobatidae
Gene: RPIA
Product: ribose 5-phosphate isomerase A
Exons: 10
Coding region: 110-853 (247 amino acids)
Biological process (GO): pentose-phosphate shunt, non-oxidative branch; D-ribose metabolic process
Cellular component (GO): intracellular membrane-bounded organelle
Molecular function (GO): ribose-5-phosphate isomerase activity
Source: RefSeq, a predicted model, not a curated record
GUGCAGUACUGGGAAGGGACCAUGAUGUUCUCAGUGUGAGCACAUUGCUGCAGACACAGGACCUGUCACGACAGCUUGGACCCCAGUCUUUUUUUAUUAAGGACCUUGCAUGAUCCAGCGCCGGCUGUUCACUACCGUCAGCAGAAUGGUUGAAGAGGCCAAGAAACUUGCAGGAUAUGCGGCUGUAGACAACCACGUGAAGAACAAUCAAGCUAUUGGCAUUGGAAGUGGAUCUACGAUAGUCCAUGCAGUAAAGCGACUAGCUGAAAGGGUGAAAGAAGAAAAUUUGAAUGUUUUCUGUGUCCCCACAUCUUUCCAGGCACGGCAGCUGAUCCUUGAGAAUGACUUAACUCUGACUGACCUGGACCGGCAUCCUGAGCUUGAUGUAGCCAUUGAUGGAGCAGAUGAAGUGGACUCUGACCUCAACCUAAUCAAAGGGGGAGGCGGCUGUUUAACACAGGAAAAAAUAGUUGCUGCUUGUGCAAAAUCUUUCAUUGUGGUUGCAGAUUUUAGAAAAGAUUCCAAGAAUUUGGGGGAGCAGUGGAAAAAGGGCAUUCCUAUUGAAGUUAUCCCAAUGGCUUAUGUGCCAGUAUCCAAAGCUUUACAAGGUCAAUUUGGUGGUGUUGCUGAGCUGAGGAUGGCCAUUAGCAAAGCUGGUCCAGUGGUUACAGAUAAUGGGAAUUUUCUCCUUGACUGGAAGUUUGAUAAGGUUCACGACUGGAACACUAUCAACACAGCAAUUAAAAUGAUACCAGGUGUGGUAGAUACUGGCCUCUUCAUCAAUAUGGCUGAGAGGGUGUAUUUUGGAAUGGAAGAUGGAACAGUUAGUGUCCGCGAUAAACAUGCCCUCUAAUUCCUAAGUUGCCAGCCGUUCUCUGUUGUCAUGGAAUGUUUGUGCCAAGUAGACUUCUACUUUCUUCCCAUGUUCCACAUUGUGUAUUUCAUUUGCUGUUUUGUACUCUACAGUUUGUUUGUUUUUUUUUUGUUUUUUUUUAUAGUUUUUUCCACAAAAAUGGCAUACAGGCAUCUUAAUGGGUUAUGACUUGCUUUGAUGACCACACUUUAAACUUUUAAGUGCCAAGUGAAGUGUGUAUUGUACAAUGUGCCAUUUGCUGUGACAUUUAGAACAUAACCCUUAGCUGUUUCCACCGAAUCGGCUACUCUUGUGCCAUUGAAAGGGUAAAGAAAAAAACAAUUGUAUUUCCAUAUUGGUUUUGAAAGUUAAGUCAAAGAGUAAAUAGCUGAAAAAUGCAAAAAAAAUUAAAAAAAAAUGUACAAUGCACGGUUCUCGAACAUUUUAAACCAUCAUUGAAACACUUGUAUAUUUUUUUUAUGUUUAUCUGUGCCUUAUGCAGUUAAUUUCUGUUUUUUAUAUUUUUCUGUAUCUCUUUGCUAUUUCAAGUCGGUGCUUGACAUUUCUAGGCAAUGCCCUAUAUUCCUGCACUGUGGUAUGCCGUCCAAUAACUACAUAACAAAUGGGAAAUAAACUUUUUUGGUAUCGUCCAACCUGCAAGUACUAAUUUAGGUAUUUUUUUUUAUUUUUUUUUAUUUUUUGUU